UUGCUUCAAUGUCGGACAAACAUGCUUUUUGCAGUGAGCGACGUCACGCGAACGCCUCGCAAUGGUGAGAGGCGGAACGCACUCAAAGCUUAGCGAGAGGAAGAGCGAGAGCACGCGCUCACAGCCGCUCUAAAUCUAUCCCCCAUUCAACACAGCAGCGAGGAGAAGUGGAGUGUGUGAAAACUGGUCAUGUCAGGACAGAGAAAAGGAGCUUCAGCACGUCUUCGAAAAUGUGCCUUCUGUAGAACCAACCGGGACAAAGAGUGUGGACAAUUACUGGUGUCUGAGAACCACAGGGUGGCAGCCCAUCACAAGUGCAUGCUUUUUUCAUCAGCCUUGGUCACAUCUCACUCAGACAGUGAAAACAUCGGAGGCUUUUCUAUUGAAGAUGUAAAGAAGGAGAUAAAAAGAGGAAAUAAACUAAUGUGCACUUCCUGUCACCGGCCUGGGGCGACCAUCGGCUGUGAUGUAAAGACAUGUAGGCGGACGUACCACUACUACUGCGCUCUAUGGGACAAGGCCCAGACAAAGGAGAAUCCUUCCCAAGGCAUCUACCUGGUUUACUGUCGCAAACACAGAGAUUCCUCUCAAGAUGGCAGUGAUGAUGAACAGGGAGUUGCAGCCAAUGACUCGGAUUCAUCUCCACCGAGGAGCAGGGGCAGGGGGCGUUUCGAGAAAAGCAGAAUCAGAGGUGUGUCACGUGGACAGUCAGAUGACACCCGAUCCACCUCUUCGCAAGGCAAUGAUGACACAGAGAGCUCCUCGCAUCGGGACCGGUCUCCUCUGAGAGGCAGCCCCAGUGAUUCAGGCCUUCGCUGUGGCUUUUGUCAUGCUGGUGAAGAUGAGAAUGAAACGCGCGGUGUGCUCCACUCAGACAAUUCCAAGAAGGUUGCUGCCCACUACAAAUGCAUGCUUUUUUCUUCGGGUACCGUCCAGCUAACCACCACCUCACGUGCCGAAUUUGGGAAUUUUGACAUUAAAACGGUUAUCCAGGAAAUCAAGAGAGGAAAAAGAAUGAAAUGCACGCUGUGUACCCAGCUUGGAGCAACCAUUGGAUGUGAGAUAAAAGCCUGUGUAAAGACCUACCAUUAUCACUGUGGACUGCAAGACAAGGCCAAAUACAUAGAGAAUAUGGCUAGGGGCAUUUACAAGCUUUAUUGUAAGAAUCACAGUGGAAAUGAGGAAAGGGAUGAGGAAGACGAGGAAAGAGAAAGUCGCAGUAAAGAGAAAGCUGCUAUUGACAACAGAGCAGAUCCUCCACCGCAGCUCAAUGGCAACUAGAUGGUGCAUGAAGAUGGAAGACAUGAUAUGAAGCGGAUAAAAUAAAUAUUUUUGUAUAAUCCUCAAUUAGAAACUAGGGGCCAGCUCACAAUAUCAGACAAUUUCAGUUUUCCUCUCUUUGACAGUAUUUCAUGGACAUUGUGAAUGAGAAUGUAAGUUCAUUAUCAAAUGCUAUCAAUAUGAUACCGCAGUGUAAACCAUAACAUAGCUGGAUAGGUUUUAUUUAAACACAUGGUAUAUUAAUACUCAAACCAUAUGAUUGGACAGCUGGAACAGUGUCAUCUGUUUGUGCUUGCACCUCCAGUUUCCUCUUUGACAAACUGCUCUUUGACUGGACCCACUCUGCAAAAGACUGCCCUCUGACUGUUUAUAGUGCAUCUCCUCCAAACUAUGACGUUUAAUAAGCCUUCUCCUUCAUGAAACUCUCUUUACCUCUUUUUUCUCUCUUGCAACAUGUAUUAUAUUUUAUUACUGUAUUAUACUCAUGAGUACUAUUGGAUAUCUGUGGUUUUCUUUAUAGUACAGUUCAGGAUUAAAGAAUAUUGGCUAGCAUGCACUUUUCUUUACUUCGUCUCACGUGGUGGUCUUUCUUUCUUCUUUUUUGUUUUUCUUUUUUCGCUCUGUAUAUGCAGAUGUUCCACACAGGCAUUAUGUGCUUUGUGUUUUCAGUUUUCCAUUUGGUGGCAGUAAUUCAAAAUAAGAGUCCUGGAAGGCAGAUGCUUUUAAAUAUAGAUGAAGUUAUUGUUUGAGGAAAAAGCCUAAUACAAAAUAUAUUCUUGA
Onychostoma macrolepis is the source of this 2061-nucleotide messenger RNA. It is a transcript of the gene phf6, whose product is annotated as PHD finger protein 6. The coding region runs from base 190 to 1281 and encodes 363 amino acids. The record is from RefSeq and is a predicted model, not a curated record. NCBI's taxonomy places the organism in Eukaryota, Metazoa, Chordata, Actinopteri, Cypriniformes, Cyprinidae. The transcript is spliced from 11 exons. Gene Ontology annotation, cellular component: nucleus.